Molecule: messenger RNA, 4693 nt
Organism: Pseudophryne corroboree (corroboree frog)
Lineage: Eukaryota; Metazoa; Chordata; Amphibia; Anura; Myobatrachidae
Gene: WWC1
Product: WW and C2 domain containing 1
Exons: 23
Coding region: 683-3997 (1104 amino acids)
Biological process (GO): regulation of hippo signaling; negative regulation of organ growth; regulation of DNA-templated transcription
Cellular component (GO): cytoplasm
Molecular function (GO): kinase binding; molecular adaptor activity
Source: RefSeq, a predicted model, not a curated record
GUGCAGGUCUAUUACCUGUAUUACAGUAGCGCCCUGCCGUGUAGCUCUAUUACCUGUAUUACAGUAGCGUCCUGCAGUGCAGCUCUAUUACCUGUAUUACAGUAAUCACCUGGAUGACGUAGCGCCGGAGUGUCAGAGCGGCUGCAGCCGGGAGAUCACGGGGCAGAGGCUGCUCACAGUGCUCAGCGCGUCCCCUUUAAGGCACCGGCCCGGAAGCCCCUAAAAUAGCCCAGCGGUCCCGGUCUCUCCCGUACCCCCGGCGCUGUCACCGUGCAGUACCGGCCGCAGCGUAUAUACACUACACGGUGUUGGGGACAUGGAGGAUCCCGCACGGGCACCGUGUCCUGCAGCUUCUUCCUAGUGGCCGGAGAGUGAUCGCGCUGCCCGGAGCAGGCUCUGGGGUGACCGGCAUCAGGGGAUCCCACGUGUAGUGACGCCCGCCGGCUGGGGGCAGUGCUCGGUCCCCGGGGCCGGGGAUGGACAGCUGGGCUCCCAGGGACAUGCAGCCCGCCCGCUUCCCCGCCGCCGCCGCGCACUUGUUGAUCGCCCAGAGCAACUUUCCUGCCGGGGAAGCGCCUGUGUGUGGCGUGUAGGGGAUCCCGGCUCAUCGCCCCGCCGGCCACACGGACUCCUCGCCGCCACCUCUGGGGGGACUUUAUGGGGGAUAUAACCCGCUCCGGAGAUGCUACGGAAGGAGUUACCCCUGCCAGAGGGCUGGGAGGAGGCCAGGGACGUGGAUGGCAAAAUCUAUUACAUUGAUCACAGCAACAGGACCACCAGCUGGAUAGACCCGAGAGACAGAUACACUAAGCCAUUAACGUUUGCUGACUGUAUUGGUGAUGAGUUGCCACUGGGCUGGGAAGAGGCUUAUGAUGCUCAAGUUGGUGUUUUCUACAUUGACCAUAAUAGUCAAACCACACAGAUAGAGGAUCCACGGGUGCAAUGGAGGAGGGAACAGGAGCGUAUGCUAAAGGACUAUCUGGUGCUCGCUCAGGAAGCUUUGGUGGCUCAGAAAGAGAUUUACCAAGUCAAACAACAGAGGCUUGAAUUAGCCCAACAGGAAUAUAGGCAGCUAUAUGAUGUUUGGAAGCAUAAACUUGGAUCUCAGACUAGUUUGGUCUCUGGUUCUUCGUCUAGCUCCAAAUAUGAUCCUGAUAUUCUGAAGGCUGAAAUUGCUACCACUAAGUCCAGGGUUAAUAGGUUAAAGAGAGAGGUGGUCUAUAUGAAGCAAGAGCUACAACACAAGGAAAAUGGUUACCAAACCCUUCGCCAGAUUGAUCUGAAAAUGUCUGGAAACCAUAGUGGCUUUAAACUUGAUGAAGCUCAAGCUAUUCUAAAUGAAAUGAAAGCGAUCAAAAAAGCGAUCAGUUCUGGAGAAAAAGAAAAGCAGGACCUAAUCCAGAGCCUUGCCAAGUUGAAAAAUGGCUUCCUGAUUGACAAAGGUUCUCAGUCUGACCUGUGGGCCAGCGAGACAUCCUUGAAUAGUUCCAGUCCUUCCCUGCCCAGGCAGUAUCUCAAUGUUAGUUCACAGACGGAUGUUUCAGGGAAUCUCGCUGUGAUCGGUAAUAACCAGUUGGCUGAGAAAGUCAGAUUACGACUUCGAUAUGAAGAGGCAAAGAGAAGGAUAUCCAACAUAAAGAUCCAGUUGUCAAAGCUGGACAGUGAAGCCUGGCCGGGUGUCCUUGAUUCAGAGCGGGACCGACUUAUCUUGAUAAAUGAGAAAGAAGAGCUCUUAAAGGAAAUGAGAUUUGUUAGCCCAAGAAAGUGGAGCCAGACAGAUGUGGAACGGCUAGAGACAGAGAAGAAGCGAUUAGAAGAAGACUUACAGGCUGCAAGAGACACACAAAGCAAAGCAUUAACUGAGAGGUUGAAGAUGAGCAGUAAAAGAAACCAGUUAAUCAGAGAAUUGGAGGAGACAACCAGGUUAAUUGCAACUCUGCACACACAAUUGAAAAGUCUUUCAGCUAGCACUCAGUCACUUUCAUCGGGGAGCAGCCCUGGAUCAUUAGCUUCCAGUAGAGGAUCUCUAGUCACAUCCAGUCAGGACUCUUCUACAUCUGCAAGUUUUACAGAUCUAUACUAUGAACAACUGGAACAAUUAGACACUGAAUACCAGAGCAAAGUAGAAUUCAUGCUACAGGAAGGGACAUCUGGUUAUAGACCUUCUGGUUGUAUCACCACCAUUCAUGAAAAUGAAGUAGUUAAAUCUCAGAAGAUGGAUUCAACAAACCGUGUCCAGGCCUUGAGGUCCUUGUCUGGUACACCCAAGUCUAUGACAUCAUUGUCUCCCAGGUCUUCACUUUCUUCUCCAUCUCCGCCUUGUUCGCCCCUUGUAACUGACCCUUUUUUAACUGGAGAUGCUUUCUUGAGCCAUAUGGACUUUGAAGCUAUUGAUCUAAGCAGCCAUUUCUCCGAACUUGGCCUUUCUACUGGAGCAGACAGCUAUCAACUUGAAGCAGAAGGCAAAGCUGCUGGACAAGGUUUAAAUAACCUUCCCGUGUCUGGUUUACAAGUUUCUGGUGUGUCGGCAGCUGUGUCUGAUGAAUCUGUUGCUGGAGACAGUGGAGUGUAUGAGGCUACAACACAAAGGCAGUUACUGGAAAAUGCAGAAUGUGAAGGGGAGGAUCCAGAGACUGUGGGAACUGCCAAAAUCAAAAUCGGGAUGAAGUACGAUGACAAGAACAGGCAGUUUGCUAUAUUUAUUGUGCAGCUCAAUAACUCAUCUGCUUUGUUACAACAGAACCAGAAAGUAUACGUCCGGGUUGCUGUUCUUCCAUGCUCGGAAAGCACAAGUUGUUUGUUUCGGACAAGACCUGUGGAUGUAGCAGACAGCCUGGUGUACAGUGAAGUGUUCUUGGUGCCAGUAUCCCAUGCAACUUUACGGCAAAAAACCUUGAGAGUGGAUGUGUGCAUGCUCCAAAGCAAACACAGAGAAGAAUGCCUGGGAGGUGCCCAAAUCAGCCUGGCUGACGUCUGUAGGUCCGGAGAAAAAGAAGUACAUUGGUACAACCUCUUGAGUUACCGAUGCCUGAAGACACAAAAGCAAAAUAAUAAGCAGAGCAUCGGUUGUCCGGAGGAACACGCUGCAGGAGAUUCAAACUCAGUGUCUGCACUUCUAGUACAAACUGCUGCUGAACUUGAGGCUGUUGAAAAAGAAUUUGAAGACACUGGACAGGAAGAGGAUAAAAAUGUCAUAUGGCACGGAGAGCAGGAUGCUAUGCAGGAUGAAGACGCCGGUACGGAAAAUGAAGACGAUGAAUGUGAUGAAAAUGUGCACAGUGAAACGGAAGAAUCAGACUUGCAGUCAGCCCCAGUUAAGAUUGAUAAAGAAACAAAUACAGAAGGCAUUCCUCAACCUUCCACUGUUGUUCGUCCAAAAGAUAAGAGAGCAGCUAAUCAAAUGCAAUCACAGUUCAUGAGAGGCAGCACUAUAAUCCGUUCCAAGACCUUCUCUCCCGGGCCACAGAGUCAAUAUAUUUGCCAUCUGAACCGCAGUGACAGUGACAGCUCAACGCUCUCUAAAAAGCCACCGUUUAUAAGAAACUCCAUGGAGAGGCGCAGUAUGCGUGUGAAACGGCCAUCCGUGAAGUCCUCUGGCAGAGACCGUGUAAUUCGCACAUCUCUGGACCUGGAAUUAGAUCUGCAGGCUUCAAGGACGUGGCAUAAUCAGCUAACUCAAGAGAUUGCUGUACUAAGAGAGCUGAAAGAACAGCUAGAGCAAGCCAAACGUCAAGGUGAAAAUGAGCUGCCUCAGCGGGUGAAGGAUGAUGACAGGUUUAAGCUCCUGCUCAGACAAGUGGAGAAACAGGUGCAAAGAAUAGAGCAUAAGUAUGAGAUGCAAGCUGAUAAGAUGAUGAGAGCAGCAGCAAAGGAUGUACACCGGCUACGUGGGCAGAGCUGCAAGGAGCCAUUGGAAGUUCAGUCUUUCAGAGAGAAAAUGGCAUUUUUUACCCGGCCAAGAAUGAACAUCCCUGCUCUUGCUGCAGAUGAUGUCUGAUAUUUACCACAAAAGUAUUCCGAGUCUCUGUUCUGAGCGCCACUGCACACGAAAACGCAGUCUGGUGUGGUUGGAGUUGAAUGUUGUGGUGUUAUGAAGGUACAGAAUGUAUUGUUUCUUGCGGUUAUCUGUUAAAUACUUCAGCAUCAAGAGGAGAAACAGCCUUCCAACAUUGAUGCGGAUACCGUGUAUGGACGAUAUAAUUUUUUAUUUUAUUUUAUCAUUGCUACAAAACCAGCAUUAAUGUUUCAAGUUUGUAUAGCGUGUAUAAUAAGAAAUGUAUUUUGGGGGAAAAACACAUUUUAAGAUCAGUUUUCCAGUCGAGGAAACAUGAAUUUUGUACAGAUUCACACUAGAGAGGUUUUACGGCAAUAAAAUUUAAAUUAAUUAAACCUCAUUUCUAUUAAAAAGAAAAUAUUUUAAAAAUGCCUUAGUAAGUAGAUUGUCUUAUACUGGAAUCACAUGUUCCCAUUACGUGUUAAGGAGAUGCAUUGUAGAUCACAAAGUGCUGUAUAGGUGUCUCUGACUAGCUAGCAGAUGUGCUUGUACAUUGUGGUACUGAUGGAGAGACAAAAAGUUGAAAAUCAAUUGUACUGUGUAUCUUAAAUUGGUUUUAUCACAAACUAACAAAAUAUACACUGAAGGUUCAUAUACAAGGUCAAAAUCAUGUUUUGUAAUAAAAAUCCUUCUUUAUGA